This is a messenger RNA of Closterium sp. Yama58-4, 1011 nucleotides long. The record is from the annotation of a GenBank genome assembly. Lineage: Eukaryota; Viridiplantae; Streptophyta; Zygnematophyceae; Desmidiales; Closteriaceae.
AUGCCCUACGCGGAGGAUUUUCCGCCCGCGGGAGCAGCAGGCGGGGGAGGAGGCAUCGGGUAUCAGGAGCAGCCGGCGGAGCUACAGGAAUAUUCGUACCAGGAUUUAGUCGACGCGACGGAGGAUUUCCAGGAGCAUUCUGUGCUGGGAGAGGGGGGGUUCGGGAAGGUUUAUAAGGGGUACGUUUUGGACCGGUUUCCCGUGGACGGCGGCCCGCCUGUGACGGCGACGGUGGCGAUCAAGAAACUUAACCCGUCGGGUUACCAGAGCAAAGUGGAGUGGAUGAGGGAAAUUUUGGUGCUGGGGAAGCUGAACCACCCGAACUUGGUGCGGCUGAUAGGCUACUGCGCAGAGCUCGAGGAAAUGCUGCUUGUCUACGAGUUCGUCCCAAGAGGCAGUCUCGACUACCACCUCUGGCCUGCCCCCAACGUGCCCGCGGAUCCUCUCCCAUGGCAAGCGCGACUGCGCAUCGCCCACGACGCUGCAUGUGGGUUGGCGCAUCUGCACGCCAGCAACUUCAUCCAUCGCGACUUUAAGGCGCCGAAUAUUCUCAUUGCCGAGAAUUACGCGGGCAAGUUGACGGAUUUCGGGCUGGCAAAGGACGGGCCGGAUGCGGGGCAGACGCACGUGUCGACUCAGAUCAUGGGCACCAUGGGGUACCUUGACCCGCGAUAUGCCGAGACAGGUCAGCUGACAGUGAAGAGUGAUGUGUAUGCCUACGGGGUGGUGCUUCUAGAGCUUCUCACAGGCAAGAAGGCGAUGGGAAUCAGCCCCGGGGGCAAACCCAAGACCCUCACCUCCUGGGCGCGCCCGUACCUCAACAAGGCUCGGCCGGACCUAGAGUCGCUUGUCGACCCGAACCUGAUCGACCCGUUCCCGGAGAAGGUGGCUCGGACGCUGGCGAUUUCGGCGAAGCACUGCAUUCAGGACGACACGAAUAUGCGACCCAUGAUGAGCGAUAUUGUCGACACGCUCCGGCCCCUCAACACCGCCAUUAAUGGCCGUCGCUAG